Brugia malayi is the source of this 543-nucleotide messenger RNA. It is a transcript of the gene Bma-rpl-20, whose product is annotated as NOP seven associated protein 1, putative. Bases 1 to 543 code for a protein of 180 amino acids. Gene Ontology annotation, cellular component: cytosolic large ribosomal subunit; ribosome. The record is from RefSeq and is a predicted model, not a curated record. The transcript is spliced from 4 exons. Gene Ontology annotation, biological process: translation. Gene Ontology annotation, molecular function: structural constituent of ribosome. NCBI's taxonomy places the organism in Eukaryota, Metazoa, Nematoda, Chromadorea, Rhabditida, Onchocercidae.
AUGCCUACGAAGUCAAAAGGCGAAACGUUGAGGGAAUUCCUCGUGGUUGGGCGUAAGUUGCCGUCUGCAAAAGAGUUGAAUCCACCAAUUUAUAAGAUGCAAAUCUUUGCAUCAAACCAUGUGAUUGCAAAGUCUCGGUUUUGGUAUUUUACAAGUAUGUUGCGACGAGUUAAGAAGGCGAAUGGAGAAAUUCUUGAAUGCAAAGAAGUUUUUGAAAAGAAACCUGGAUACGUCAAAAAUUAUGGCAUUUGGCUUCGGUACGAUUCGCGCACUAAUCAUCACAAUAUGUAUCGUGAGUACCGAGACAAUACUGUUGCUGGAGCUGUAACACAGUGUUAUCGGGAUAUGGGUGCCCGUCAUCGGGCACAGGCUGAUCGAAUUCAGAUCAUCAAAGUGCAAGUGAUUAAAGCUUCUGAUUGUAAGCGUGCAGCCAUUAAACAAUUUCACAAUUCGAAGAUUUGUUUCCCACUACCACAUCGCAUCGCAAAGAGAAGAAAUGCUGCUAUCUUCACUACUCGUCGUCCAAGAACACAUUUCUCAUAA